Colletotrichum orchidophilum is the source of this 1623-nucleotide messenger RNA. RefSeq lists its product as uncharacterized. The record is from RefSeq and is a predicted model, not a curated record. The transcript has a single exon. Lineage: Eukaryota; Fungi; Ascomycota; Sordariomycetes; Glomerellales; Glomerellaceae. Gene Ontology annotation, molecular function: acetylglucosaminyltransferase activity. The coding region runs from base 1 to 1623 and encodes 540 amino acids.
AUGCGUAACCCACUGGCGAGAACGCUGCUUUUUGCAGUCAUUGUUCUGAUCAUCAUGGCCCUCACCCUCAGAAACGACGCUAUCGACGUUCGCGGUCGCAUCAUGAAGACGGGCGCUGGCGUCAAGUCAUCCAUCACCCACCAGCAGCCUAUGGACCCCGUCAAAUCCCACGGUUCAUCAUCGCUUUCCGAAAAGAUUCCUGCCGAGCCCGCUCCCUCCUCGACCCACGUCAUGAACUGCGAUAUCAACACCGAUCACAUCAAGACCCUCAAGGACAAGUAUGGUCUUUCCGAAAAGAUUCAUUACUUCAAGCGCUACGUCAGAUUUAGCCGCAAGCCCAUCCAGCGCAAGGGCUACACCGUUUUAGAUCAGGAGUUCCUCCCCAGGAAAUUCAAGACUGUCGACAUCACAAAGUCGUACGCUCCCGAGGAGUGCCACGCUCCCCUGGAUGUUCCUGUCAAUCAGUCCCCCUACCCGUCCACUGUCAACGCCUCCGACUUUAUGUUUGCUGUUUCUACCACCUAUAAGCGUUUCAACGACCCGAAGACGAGCCCGAUCAAGGAAUGGGCUCACUGGCUCACAGACAGCAACGGAAAGUCCAAUGGCGGCAAGCUUUUGCUGUUGCUCCUUGACGCCAGCGACGCUGAGCUGAAGGAUGCCAGCGACAGGCUCAAGAGGGUUGGAAUUGACGCCGAUGUCGCCCACUCCGACCCCUCGAUGGAGAUGGCUGUUCGCUACCUCACUCUUGUGCCCUAUCUUUACAACCACCCCGAGCGCAAGUCAAGGAAAUGGCUCGUCACUUGCGACGACGACACAUUCUUCCCCAGUAUGCACGGUCUGAUCGACAAGUUUGCUACAUUCGACCACCUUGAUCCCCUUUACAUUGGAACCCUUUCUGAGGACGUCAAUGCCAUCCACCGCCAUGGUUCCCAGGCUUUCGGCGGUGCCGGUGUCUUCCUCAGUGUUCCUCUUGCAGCUGCGAUUAACCAGCUCUAUGAGUCUUGCAAAACCGAGACGAAGAUCAAGGAGGCCAAUUCUGGCUGGGGCCCUCAGGGCGAUAUCCUUCUCCGCAAGUGCAUUUACGAAAAUACCGAGGUCCGUCUUACCAAUAUCUGGGAGCUCUGGCAGCUCGACUUGUACGGCGAUCCGGCCGGCUUCUACGAGUCUGGUAUCAAACCAUUGAGCUUGCACCACUACAAGGGUGGCGGUUGGCACUACGCCAAGCCUCUGCAAUCCGCCAAGGUCGGACACGCUUGUGGCGAGGACUGCGCCUACCAGCGUUUUAUCACUGCCGAUGACUUCAUUAUUGCCAACGGUUUCAGCGUUGCCCAUUAUCCUCAGGGUAUCGACUUCAACCUUGACCAAAUGGAACGCACCUUCACACCUGCCCCGGAUGACAUUGGCUGGAACUUGGACUACAUGUUUGGCCCCCAACGCAGAUCCUUGCACAAGACUGGCCGCAAGAUUGCCUGGGAGCUGCAGGAGGCUCACGUGCAAGAGGAUGGAUCUGUGCUCCAAGUCUACACCCGCCGGAAGGACGACGAGCGGUGGGUUGAGGAGGAUGGCGAGCCAAUGAGCAAGAUUGACGGUGUUAUUGAGCUUGUCUGGAUCCCUUCAACAUGA